UUGUUUGUUUAAAUGAACGUUUGUUAAAUAUAACAGUGAAUCAAUGUUUAUUUGUUUUUUAUACUUUGUUUUUUUUUAAGGACUCCUACCUUAGUCACAAUAGCAAUUAUGCCCACGGAACAUAUUGACGAGAAGAAGCUUUAUACGGAUGACAAGUACCGUUACGAUUAUAUUGCUGCUUACAUCGGUUUUGGCGAAAAGGAUCUUCAAGCCAUUCAAAACGUCGCUGAAAAGAUGGAACCCCUUGUUCCCGCGCUCGUGGAUGCCGUCUAUGUGAAGCAAUUUGACUUUGACGUGACCAAGAAAUAUUUCUUGCCCAAGAAUGAAGGCUUCAAUGGCCAAGUUGCUGACUCAAUCGAUGAUUUAACUCUGGAUCACCCUCAAAUUAAAUUCCGUAAGCAUUUUUUGGCCAAGUAUCUGUACCGUAUCCUUAGAGGUCCUUACGAUGAACGAUUCCUCAAAUACCUUGAUUGGGUCGCCAAGAUUCACACUGAUACCCCUGAAAAGGCAAGCAAAAUCAACGUCGACUAUAUCCACGUCAAUGCAUUGAUGGGUUUCGUCUCUGCUGGGAUUGUGAAUAGUAUCUGCUCCCUAAAUUUGGAUCGUGAGGUCGAAAAGGCUGCUUUAGAUGCUUUCACCAAGUUGAUGUGGGUUCAAAACGAUUAUUAUGCCAAGUAUUAUAUGAACCCUUAUUUCAAUGAACAGAUGCAAAAGAAACAUGCUGCUGAAGAGGCUAUGACCAAGGCUGCCCAAAAGAGUAACUUCUUUGAUCUUAAUAUCUUUUCUGUUAUUGUGGGUGUCAUUGCUGGUGGUUUGGGUGUUUGGAUGGCUUUGAACAAGGCUUAAACUGUUUUAUUUAAUUUACUAUUAUCUCCUAUCCGCACUCAUAUUUAAUCCCUGUGUAAAUAUAUCCUUUUUGUACAUCAUUACUAAUCUGGAAAAUAAAAUUGCAUUCAUCAUUUUGCAUUUUAUGCCAAAACAGACAAUCAUCCACGAACGUCACUUCUCU
Messenger RNA from Mycotypha africana, 1009 nucleotides. Its product is annotated as Protoglobin-domain-containing protein. The coding region runs from base 109 to 846 and encodes 245 amino acids. Gene Ontology annotation, molecular function: oxygen binding; heme binding. The transcript has a single exon. The record is from RefSeq and is a predicted model, not a curated record. NCBI's taxonomy places the organism in Eukaryota, Fungi, Mucoromycota, Mucoromycetes, Mucorales, Mycotyphaceae.